Lytechinus variegatus (green sea urchin) is the source of this 1680-nucleotide messenger RNA. Its product is annotated as proline-rich protein 11-like. The coding region runs from base 110 to 1348 and encodes 412 amino acids. NCBI's taxonomy places the organism in Eukaryota, Metazoa, Echinodermata, Echinoidea, Temnopleuroida, Toxopneustidae. The transcript has 9 exons. The record is from RefSeq and is a predicted model, not a curated record. Gene Ontology annotation, cellular component: cytoplasm; nucleus.
GCUGUUUCGCAAGUGUAGAGAUUUUCAUUGGUCAAUUGCAUUUGACGUCAUUUUUGAUCAGCUGAGAGAGCGGUCAUUACAAACGCAGACGAUGAAAGCUUGAUUGACGAUGAAGCACCGCAGCAAUAAAGUGAAUUUCUUGUCAUAUUCUUCACAUCGUAAGAGAAGAGGCAAUCGGAGGAAAGUAAGGGAACCGUCCAAAAGUCUGUCAACAUCAACAGUGACCCUUCCAGGACUUCAUGAACAGACUGAUGCCUCAAGAAUGGAAUUUGAUGUCUCUCAAAUGUUACUUGAUUAUAGUCUUGGUGAUCACAUCCAGGAAUUAGAUCGCUCAUCAUCAUCUUCAGGCAGUAUGAUUCCAUUCAUGGAUGCAAGUUCUUGGCUUGCAGUGGCUGGAGAAAUAAGUCUAACCAAGCUGCCAACUACUCUCUAUCAUGUCUGUAAUUGGUGGAAAACAAAAGUAAAUGAGAGCCUGGAGUUUGCCAAAGAUGUAGUGUUUCCAUCUCGUGUCUACCGUAGGGAGCUUUAUGCCACUCAAGAACAGAUCAUUCUCCUUCAAGAACAACUUCAGAGAAUCAGAGAAGAGAUGGAAUCAAAGAAAUUAGCGGAAAACACAUCUGCUGCUUCAAGUUGCUCCCAUUGUUGCUGUCCAUUGCACAGCCCUACAGCAACCAACCCUAUCCUAGGGGCAGUCUACCAACCUUCUACUAGCACACUGCCACCAGGCUCUUCAACUCUACCAAGUGUACCGCUGCCACUACCACUGCCACCACCACCCCCACCAGCAACACUUAUGCCCCCUCCUCCCCCUCCCCCUCCACCAGCAGUUGUUCCUCCUAAAGACUGGAGAAAGGACCUACCCAAGAGAAAGAAAAGCACCAGCAAUGAAAAUAAGGAAGCGAAUAAAAAUCCUGCUAUUUCCUUGGAUGACAUCAAAGGAGUGAAACUAAAAAAAGUGGAUAGGACAAUUAAGAGGUCUAAAUCCUCAUCUGGCAGUGGGCCUCUUGUAACGUUAUCUGAUCUUCAAGCUGUGCAACUCAAAAAAUCUUUCAAGUCUUCAACUCAGUCCCCUCAAAUCACAUCUCCCAUGAAUCUGAGGAAAAGGUUAUCAUUAGAGGCAGUGGACUUCAGGAUGUCUUUGAAGAGAGUUGGUUUGCCGAGAAGUCCAGGUGGCACUCCGUUCCGCAUGAAACCGACUGAGAGUGGGGUAGGGCUUACUCCUAUAAUGACCAGGGCUCUCAAGAGGAAAUUCAGGAGUGUGACUACUCCUCCAUCACCUUGGAGCAGGCAUGCCUCACCUAGCAGUAGUGAUACAUCACCAUUCACACCACCAGGUAUUAGAUUCUGAGACUAAACACCAUCAAGACCUGACUACAUAUCAGGCUUGCCUCAUCUAGCAGUAGUGAUAUGCCACCAUUCACACUGCCAGGUGUUAGAUUGUGAGGCUGACCUUCAACCCCUCCAUCAUUUCAGAUGAUUUUACAAUGAAAAAUCAGAAUCAGUUGUAACUUUAGACUAGUGUAUUUCUGCACUUUGUAGAGACAGGUAGACAUGCCCAUGCUAAAGUACUGAGAAGUCUUUCUUGUACUGACUACUGUACAUGUUUGAUUUGAGGACAUAGGAUUAUUUUGGUUAUAGGAAAUAAGGUACAGCGGGCAAUCUGUCUCACAGUCACAUAUA